Molecule: messenger RNA, 11486 nt
Organism: Alligator mississippiensis (American alligator)
Lineage: Eukaryota; Metazoa; Chordata; Crocodylia; Alligatoridae
Gene: DUSP8
Product: dual specificity phosphatase 8
Exons: 8
Coding region: 685-2640 (651 amino acids)
Biological process (GO): negative regulation of MAPK cascade; protein dephosphorylation
Cellular component (GO): cytoplasm
Molecular function (GO): protein tyrosine/threonine phosphatase activity; MAP kinase tyrosine/serine/threonine phosphatase activity
Source: RefSeq, a predicted model, not a curated record
UUUUUCAAGGCAUGACCUCAUCCUCAGUUCAUUUUUAGUUCUAAAGUGCAACCUUCUGUCUUCCUGGAUCCCUUUAGCCCUGUUAAUGCUUAUCUUUGCCAUCCACCCCCCACCCCUAUGCAGGGACAUGCCUGCCCCUUGGCUGCUGGGCUAGCAUGAUGAUUACCUUUCAGUGGGAGUGCAUGCGUGUGUCUGCAAGGGGCUAGAACCUGCAUCAUCAGCACUUGCACCAGCCUUUGCAUGGCUCCUCAUUUGAUCAUCUUGCAGUUGUGCUUAAUUAUCCCGACGAAUGUGUAGAAAUUUGCAAUCAGCUGGAGGAUUUCAGGAGCUCUGAUUCCCUCCUCUCCUUCCCCGGCUGCAGAGGAAGUGCAGGAGGGUUGAACCAAGAAUUGCUGAGAAAUUCUGUCAGCUCCUGACCUGUGCACGCCAUGGAAGGCAGAACGGGCCGGGUGCUAGCGUGAGAUUCAGGAGACCUGGGUUGUGUUCCUGGCCUUGCCACGGUAAGGUUUGACGCAAUGACUUGGCAUCCUGGGCUUUAGCAACACAGUGAGAAGCAAGACGGGUGCUGCCCUGCCUACACCGUCCCCCCCAGCUCCCUCUCACCCCUGGGAGAACUGUGCUGGCAUCCCUGCCCCUGGCCUUCCCUCCCUCCCUCCCAUUAGCUGUGGAGGGGACGGAUCCGUUAUGGCCGGGGACAGACUCCCACGCAAAGUGAUGGACCCAAAGAAGCUGGCCAUCCUCCUAAGGAACGGGGCUGAGGGCACCCUGGUCAUAGACAGCCGCUCCUUCGUAGAGUACAACUCCUGGCACGUCCUUAGCUCUGUCAACAUAUGCUGUUCCAAGCUGGUCAAGCGGCGGCUUCAGCAGGACAAAGUCUCUAUCACUGAGCUUAUCCAGCCCGCCUCCAAGAUGAAGGUGGAGGCAGAAGAGCACCAGGAUGUGGUGGUCUAUGACCAGAGCACCCGGGAUGUGAAUGGUUUGGCCGCCGACAGCUUCCUUUCUAUCCUUCUGGGCAAGUUGGACAGCUGCUUCCACAGUGUCUCCAUCCUCACAGGGGGCUUUGCCACCUUCUCGUCUUGCUUCCCAGGCCUCUGUGAGGGGAAGCCAGCUGCCAUUUUGCCAAUGAGUAUCUCCCAGCCAUGCUUGCCAGUGGCCAACGUUGGUCCCACCCGCAUCCUGCCACAUCUCUACUUGGGCUCCCAGAAAGACGUUUUAAACAAGGACCUGAUGACUCAGAAUGGGAUAAGCUACGUCCUCAAUGCCAGCAACUCCUGCCCCAAGCCUGACUUCAUCUGUGAUAGUCAUUUCAUGCGCAUUCCUGUCAAUGACAACUACUGUGAGAAGUUGCUUCCCUGGCUGGACAAGUCCAUUGAGUUUAUUGACAAGGCCAAGGUGUCCAGCUGCCAGGUGAUAGUACACUGCUUAGCAGGGAUUUCCCGCUCAGCCACCAUUGCCAUUGCUUAUAUCAUGAAGACUAUGGGCAUGUCUUCAGAUGACGCCUACAGGUUUGUCAAAGACCGACGCCCGUCCAUAUCGCCCAACUUCAACUUUCUGGGCCAGCUCCUGGAGUACGAGAGGAGCCUGAAACUCCUCAAGGCUUUAAAGGCCCAAGGCGAUCGGAGUGAGGGUGAUGCACCACAAGAUGCAGCUGAGGUGCCCGAGAGCAGCAGGCACCUCACACCUACCUCAGACAAGGCUGAGGAGACACCAAAAAGCACAAGCUCAGUGCCCCCGUCCAGUGACCCUGAGAGGCCUGCAGGAGCUCCCAAAAUUGUCUCACCCACAGCACUACAGCAAGGACUCAAUGGCUUGCACCUGUCCUCAGAGCGCAUUCAAGACACCAACCGACUAAAGCGCUCCUUCUCCUUGGACAUCAAGUCAGCCUAUUCCCCUGGCUUGAGGCAGGAUGCCCCAGGCCCUGUCGACACAGGGGAAACCCCCAAGCUUUGCAAGUUGGACAGCCCUUCUGGACCCAACAGCAUGUGCCAGUUCUCACCCAUGCCUGACAGCCCUGACUGGCCCAGCGGGCCAGACUUCCUUCUGGAGGCCAAGGUACGGCAGAGGCGAAAGCACAGGCACCAAGCGGGCUCCCCCGCCCAUGGACUGAGCCUCAACUUCAGUGGGAUGUGUACCAUGCACAAAAGCACCAGUAUGGAGGAUAGCCUCAAGCAGACACUUCGGCUGAGCCUCCCCAAUACAGGGCAGCAGCCUAUGCAGCCGGCCGCAGCACCGAACUCCACUGGCGGAGGGGGGGUUGGCUCCUGGGGCGUGCACUUAGAGUCGCCCAGCACCCCAUCUUCAGAGACCCCCUGGUACUUUGGCACAGACUCAACGGUGAGCAGUGGCAGUGGUGGAGGGAACGCAGCCCUGUUUGCCAGCGCCAGCUCAUACUCCUCAUUCAGCUGCAACGCCAUCCAGAGCAGCUGUGAGAUCAGACUGAGAGACAAGCAGAGGGCAGAGCAGAGGGACGGGCGGCACAGCUGGCAUGAGGAUGCCAACACUGAGAAGCAGUUCAAGAGGAGGAGCUGCCAAAUGGAGUUCGAGGAGACCAUGUCAGAGGGCAGGUCCCGGGAAGACCUGGGCAAAAUCGGGAAACAGUCUAGCUUUUCAGGCAGCAUGGAAAUCAUUGAGGUGUCCUGACAUUGAUCCAGGAAGUUGGAAUGCUGGGGCGGGGUGGGAUAUUUAAUGGGGAUAAGACAAGGUGGGGUGGCAGGGCGGGGGGCAGGGAGGGGCGGAGUAUUUAUAUCGGUGUGUGUAUUUCCAGGUGCACACACGCCAAAACAGAAGCAGAGACGAAUGGAUCUAAGUCAAGAAACAUGAUGGUCCAAGCUUAGUGCCUCUUCCCACUCCUCCCCCCAGCCAUCCCCUCCCUUCCUCCACCCAAGCUACCCCACCCCAGACACUUUCCCUUUUGGGAGGGAGGAGCUGACAUACCUUUUCCCAUCUGAGUCCUUUGCUCCUACGUGCAGAGAAUGGCUUGCGGGAGUGAUGGGGGAGCUAGCUGACUAUCAGCUGGAAUGAGAUGCAGACUCUUGAUAUCUGAGUAUCCAACAGUUGAAUUCUCAGCUUAAAGUUCAGGGUGGGGAGGGGAACUGCUUUUCUUUUUAGCAGCAGUUAAGCAAUCAAAGAGGGGUGCUGGUCAUCGUGCAGAGCACAGCAUUUUCCUGACCCAUGGGACAGGGCAGAAGCAUCGCUUGUCCCUGCUCCCUUCCCUUUUAUCAGGCUGGGGGAAUGGAAAAUUGGCAGUUCCCUCCCAGGGGUGGAACAGGGAAACCCAUUGGGGAUGUUUGCCCUUCUUUUUUUUUCCCCCUCAAUGCACUAAGCAUGUGCCCCCGUGUUUCUCUGGCUAAAUAUGCUAAUAAUGCUGCACGAGAGCGGCCCUAUACAUAUAUAAAUAUAUAUUAUAUAUAAUAUAAAAAACACACACACACAAAGAAAAAAAGUAAAUGGUUUUACUGCGAUUUUUAUUGAGACGUAAAUAAUAUUUCAAUUUUUUUUGUUUGUUUUUAAUUUAUUGAAGCUGUUCAUUCUGGCAAUGAUUUGCAGACAAUGUGGGGCGGUACUUUCAGCUCUAUUUUUACUGUGUAUGGUAUUUAAAUCUGAAACACGAGUUUCUAAGCAAUAUCUGAGGCCUGUGGCUCCUUCUGUAGCACUUGUCGGCGACAAAGAUACCCCUCUGGGCAGGGCAAAAAUGGGACAGGAAAAUAUCUUUUUUUGUGUGGUUUUUUUAAAAAAAAACAACAAAAUAAUCUCCUUACAACACAAACUGAGCCAAGAAAAUCCCUCCUCAAAGUUUCUUCUUUACCUCUUGGUUCUUAUAUGUUUCUCUCCGGUCUCCAUCGCAUACACAGAACAAUUUCUUCUCCGGGCGGCGGGCCGGAAGAGCUGGCUUUGUCCUGUGGUCAUGUUGCUGGAGACUCUUAAGAUCAUUGAGGGAGGGUUCGGGGUUGCCUGAAAUGAGGGUGCUGUGGAGAUCGGGGGGUGGGGAGAAGUCUUGGUCGGGGGGCAGCAUCCUGUCCUGGGCAGUGUUAAGAAAACUGACCACUGUGUAAUGUUUGAAGGGCUUGAUGCAGGGAGGGCUGAGCUCCCAGGGAAAGCUGCCCUUUCCCUAAGCUCAGCCUCCCCUUGGGAGCAAGUGAGAAGACCAAUAGUGAGCCCUCCCAGAUCCCCUAGUUCCACUGUUGCCCUUCCAGUGUUACUGCCUGAAGGGAAGAGGCCUGAGGCCUCCGGAGAGAAAUAACAGCCUCAUCCCGAGGCUCUCCGUGUGUGUGCGUGCUCAUGUGAGUGUGCGUGUGUGCAUGCGCACACGUAUGUGUAAGGGAGUAUCCAGGGUGGGAGUCUCAGUGGGAGUGACAGCAGGCAGGGAGAGAGCCAUCUGAAGACAAAGGUGAAGCCAGUGAAAGACUCCACUGACUGGCCAUUUCGGGGAAGAAGUAAAGAAGGGAGUGGACUGAAAGGCUAGAAACCAAACCAGAACGUUUGGGAUUUAGCCUGGGCACAUCUCCCCCACCUCAGCCUUUCACUGCCAGGCCCACGUCCAGCAGCCAGCAUCCUCCCUCCCUCCUCCAGUGUGUUGCUAAGAAGAUCUGUUUCACCAUUCUCUUGUCCGGGUUUCUCCUUUUAUUUUGCUUCAGAGACAUUCUGUCAAUUGAUCGUUUUAGUGAGAGUGAAGUGAACGUGACGGCUCAUUCUUGUGCGGCUAAAGGCAAGGCCUCCGACCCCAAGGAAACGUACCUCAUCUGUCUCUUGGGGAGGAAAGGGUGAGGGUUUCCUAGGGAGAUCCUUCUGUCUGGGAUUCUUCAAUUGAUUUAUUUUUGGGAAUAAUGAAGGGCCCCUUAGGACUCUACCAUGGACUGAGGAAACAAGGUCCUACUGUCUUUGAAGUGCAAGGGAGAUCCGCCUCCAGCAAGGAAAUAAGCAUUCAGAGAGCUUUGGUAUUUUGGAAAGGACGGGCAGGGACGCAGGAGCACAAGUGACCAUUCUCUGAUGCAUCUCCCCUCUCUCAAAAGUCCCUGUACUGAUGGGGAGUGAAGCCCUUGUCCCAAAAACCCGUGUUUCUCCCAGGCAGCAGGAGACUUUGACCUGGCUAAGAAGCCCAGGCUUGAUAUGGCAGACUCAAUGCUGCCUCUGCUGCUAAGGACAUUUUUUUUUUCUCUCUGUGGCUGUCUUUGCUUUCCUUCUUUUAGUGUCAUGCUAGUUUUCAAGCUAAUACCUCAGGGUUUUUUGUUUGUGUGUCAUUAUUAAUGUUGUAUAAUUUUGGGAUCUUCACAUACGUUCUUUCCCUUUCCCUUUCUUUCUCUCUUUUCUUUUUUCGUGUUGUUUUUAGUUUGGAAUCAAACUACACAAGACAAAAAAAAAAAAAAAUCUCAGGUUUAAAUCUUAACCACAAAGCAAAGCUGUGAGGAGCUGCAGUAAUAAUAAUACUGCUCUGGUUGCAUCAGAUUGUUGCUUUCCUUCUGACCAUGGUCUGUCUCUGCUGCUGUAUGCAUGUUCUGAGCAAAAAGGGGUCUCCAGGGAGAGACUGCUGUCGUUAAGAUUUUUGAGUUUUGGUUUGGUUUUUUUAAAGGAGUUAUAUAAGUUCGGAUGUUCCAAAUGAUCCUGUCUCGUACCCCAAAAAUGGGCUGGUGUGGGUGGUGGGACAAGGAGGAAUGUGGAUGAUGAAAGGUGUAUGUUUGGGGGGAGGUUUUGGGGGGGUUGUUUUUUUGCUGGGAGAUUAAUAAAAUGUAAGCUUUGAUUGAUGACCCCUUUGCCUACCCCACCCUCCCCCAUCUCCUGACAACUGUUUUGAAAGGGGGGUAUGCUCACUUUUCCCCUUUCUUCAAAGCAUCACAGUCAUAUUUCCUCUUGCAAGCACUUCAUGCUUGCUCAGUGUUGCCGACUAGACUGCUUCAUGGGGUAGGAGGAUUGUGUCUCCUGCCUACUUGUGCAGAGCUGUAUCUAGCAUUGGUAGGGGAUGGUACUCAAAGGGAAGCAGUGUGUCACCUAACACUUCCCAUUCCUGCUGGAUUGGGAGGCCUACAAUGCAGAAAAGCUUUCCACGGGAUUCUCCAGUGUUUCUUCCUAGUUGUUUUUGCACCAUCUAACCCCCCCAUCCCCAGCCAUUGGCUGCAAUGUGACUUGCCUCAUUUUUUGACCCCUUAUCUCCACCUUCCUGGAGCUGGUCACAAAAAAGGGAAACUAUUUUUGCCUAGUCGCUUUUUCUCCCAUUUAAAAUGUUAACAAAAAUGUGGGUCAUAACUGAAAGGUUUUUCUGCUGAGCCUUGUCCAGAGGCUGAUCAGCCCUAUGAACAACACUGGAGAGCCAGUGGUUGCACUCAGAAUCAUCCCCAGUAGGCCACGUUUCCAUGCUCGUACCUUGCCUGCGUCCUAUAAGUCUAGUGCCUGGUGAUGCACCAUGAAUGGACAGUUACCCUCAGUAGCCUCAGGACUAUCCCAUCAUGCCCACACACAGGGCAUGCUGAGAAAGCACCACUCUUUUUAGCCAUCUCUCUAAGAAUUCUUGGACACUGACCCUCUAGCAAUGAGAAGAGCUAUCUAGCUUCUUCACACCACUGACAGAUGUGGUGUAUCAUUCCCCAAGUCACAAGGCCUGCUCUUGAUCUCCCCAAGAGAGUGCAGACAAUAUAUUGUUGGCCAGGUUUGUGGGAGUCCUGCUUACCCAUUAUUGGCUAAAGCAUGAGCCAGAGCUAUUUCAACAGCUAUCCCAAGAAAACAGUGCUAGCAGAGAUCCAGAGCAGGGGGUGGGGGUGGCAAAUGGCUAUGCCCCUUCUGCUGGAGCUGGCAUUUCACACUUGUCGAUCUCAUUAACCCAUCAGUGUUAGAGAGCGUGGGGCAUUCCUUCUUCCUGCAGUACAAAAGUGCACAAGGCCUAAGCAAUGCAGGGUGGGAUUUUCCAUAGCUCUCGGUGGGCACAUCUGCACAAGAUGUUUACUGUGCAGUAGACUAGCUGCACAGUAAACAUUGUGCGUCUACCAGUGCACCCCAAAUAGGCUGAAGUAAACUAAUUUACUAGUCAAUACAACUACUAUCCUGCUACGGAGUAAAAAACUCUGCAGCAGUGCAUGAGUAGAUGCUGCCCUGGCUGGCUGGGGCAUGAGGGUGCUGCAGUGCAGAGGCUGCCUGCCAACUAGCCCCACACUGGAGCACCCUUGUGCCCCAGCCAGCCCCUAUGCAACAUGUUGAGCUGGGUCGGAGCAGCCCUGGGCUGGCAGGCUGACCCCCUGGGCCUCCUGCCCACUGGGGCUGCUCUGACCCAGCUCAGCAUGCUGCAGUCCCAGGCACAUGUGUAGAUGGGACACCUGGAAGCAAUAAACUUUGGUGUGAUAUGUGCCAGGGCUUAUUGCAUCGCAUUCAUAUGCACAUGUAGAUGUGGCCAGUGAGAGCAGUUAGACUAGCAACAAAUGCUUUGAAAAGGGUCUAGGUAGAAGAAAAACACCACCUACCCUGUAAAGGUGAAAGGAAUCUGUGUCUCAGGACAUUGUUCACUUUUUUGGGGUGACCUACAUCUCCAUUUUCAGUGUGCCCCAUUGGCCUCUGCAGCUCAAGAGACAGGGACUUUUCCUGCUUCCCUCUCUCCCUGUGUGGCAUUGCAAAAACACCCCCGUCCUUCCCACCUCUCACAGAAGCAUGAACAUCACUGAGUGAGAUGCCUUCCCAGCAUCCUCUCAGCCCAUUGCAUAGAUAUUCAUACAUCAUGUGCACAUGAUUUUGGUGAGAGCUGUGCUGCUUUGCCCUGGGCAGGGAUCCAUUCUAGAAAGAAUAUGUGUUCACAAAAUCUGUUUCCAGAUACUCAAACUGACCUAUUUCUGGCUGCAAUUGCUGUUCAUCCCCCAUCCAUCUUAUUUUCUAUAUCGUAUGCGGAGAAGAAGAGGCUCUGACUGUUGCUCAACUAAAAUCCCUACUGCACUCCCUUUUAUUUUCUUCAGUGUCUCCCUGUUGCUAGCACCAACCCAACACCCUCAUAGUAGCUCUGAAGAAUGCAAGGCACCAGAGCAUUUUCACCACUGGGGCAUCUUGACUUGGUCAAGGCUCUUCACUGUCACUCCCACCAUUGCUACUCCUGUUGCAGAUGGAGUCAUGUGAAAUUGGGGACAGAGUUAAAGGACAGACACAAGAUGGGAAGAUCUCAACCCCCUUAUCCCUGUAUGAAGUCACUGCAUGGGGUGCUGUCAAGCUCAGUCAUGAUUAACAAUGAGAAGAGAGGGCCAGUGAAUGGCAGAGUGUGGAAUGGGUGCCACCUGGUGGCACACUAGGAAACAGCUAUAGCAGCUUUGGAAAUGUACCUGGAUGUCAUGGCUUUGGUCUACUCUCCCCAAGGAUGUCCCUUUCCUCCAAGCCCUUCUCCAGAUCUGUACACACCUUCAACUGUCUCUUCUGCAUCCAAGAAAAGCAUGCUAGCAAUCAUAGAACUGAAUUAGAAUCAUAGAAAAUGAGGGCUGGAAGGGACCUCAGGAGAUCAUCUAAUCCAGCCCCCUGCUCAAAGUAGGACCAGCCCCAACUAAAUCAUCCCAGCCAAGGCUGUAUUUAGCCAGGUUUUAAAAAGCUCCAAGGAUGGAGAUGCAACAACCUCUCAAUUGGGGUGUUUAUAAUUCACCUCCCUGUGUGGCUUUGCACAUGUCAACAUUUUAUUCUGUUCCUUCUGCUGGGCUCUGUGCAGGCUGGAAGCCAAGUCAUCCCAGGCACUGGGCAAAUGUUACCAAAUGCCCUGCAUGAGAGCAGUGCUUUAGGGGAGGAAGUGCAGCCAAAACCAUGAAAGUCAAAGAAACCUUUCCAGUGGGCUUUGGAUCAGCUCAAUGUGGCCUGAUACAUCUCUUUCUGUCUCUGGAUCAGGGGGCAUCUGCUAUUUUGAGGAUUUUCUCUAUUGCCCAGUGGAUCUGCUUCACUUCAUCCCAGUCCUCCUAUGAACACUCCCAGUCAGGAGAUCUGAUGAGGAACUGGGCCUGAUUUUGAUUUCUGUGAGGUCUGAUUCACAGCAGUGUAAUUCCUUUGCCUUGAAUGGAAGGACUUUUGACUCCCAUCAGUGUAAGUGAGAUCAGAAUCUGGCCCACCGACAUAAGUAGGGACAGGAUUCAGCUGAAAGAGAGCCAACGCUACUCUCCAUGGGACAAUCGGAUAUAAUUGCACAGCAUGUGACUGGUGCCCUGCUGCCCGAAACGUCUGCUCAUUUUUUGUCAGCCCUGCUCCAUCUUCUUCAGGACAAACCAUGUUCCUACCCAGAUGACCAUUCACUGGACCAGCAAAAAUGCCCCCAGCUUCUCAGUGUUUGUGAGGCUGAGCUCUGCUCUGUUGCACUUAGCUGGAAAUCUUCUUGGCACCAUACUGCAUCCCAGUCUAUUUUUGCAAUUUCAGAGAAGUGGGGAGGGAGCAGGAGGUUGUAGGAAAGGAGUCGGCAACACUGCAGCACAGAGCCUGUGUGAGGGGGACACUCCCAGCAGCUGUUUGUCUAGCUUGUGCUGUGACCCCAGCCAUUCUCCCACUCUGAUCUUUUUCUUUCUGGCCAUUCAUCCCUGUCUCACUUCCCCUUGCUGGGAAGCCGUUCCCUUUCUUCUUCCUUCCCCCACUUUGAAUACUAAUGAUAAUAAGCUAUCAAUGUUGUAAUUGCAAUCUAUGAAUUAUAGAUUUAAGUAUUUAUUAUUAUUAUUAUUACUAUUAUUAUUAUGUAUUUUUUGCUUCUUAAUCUCUGUAUGUUGCUCUCUGUUUCUCUGUUGUGAAUAAAUGCAAGGCCUCCCCUCCCGCCCCCCCCAGUGGGGCUGGCUGCACUGUACUGUGCCAGGCUUCGCUCAGAGGUUGGAAGACACACACGCACCAUGCUGGCAGGCCCACGCAAGAUGUUGCGGAGGGUGAAACCUUCAGAGGUUCCCAAACCUCCAAGGCCCAGAGUGGCACCCUUCUCUUCUCCCUUGCCCCCCUUCCUUUUUGCAUGCCUUGGAAUCUACUCAAGUUUGUAAGGAGCAAAAAUCCCCUUGGGUCAGAAAUGGACAAUUGCACAGGGAAAGCUUAAAAUUUAUGAAGAAAAUUGACCAGCUGUCCAGGAGACAGUGAGUCAAUUCCCACCUACUCUCAGGGUUUCUCCCACCCCCACUUCUUCCCCAGGGUGGCCAAAUCCAGGAGUGCACCUUUACCAGGAGCAAAUGAAUGGUCUGGCAUUUGCCAGCCAGUUCAGAAAUCCCACCACCAAAGCCACUGAGUUUUUUGCACUGGCACUUUACUUCGGCAAGCUCUCCUGGUCUUUCUUGGGCUUGGCUUCCCAGCCACCCUGAUGAUCUUUCCCUAUCCCAAAGGCAGCUCCUCCUGGGGAAUAAGGAUGUUCAGUAUUAGCGUGACAGAGCAUGCAACUUGAGGGAAGUCCAUCACACUGGCCUCAGGUAGGAUGCAGAAGAAGGGGAACGGCUUCUAACAUGCAUGUGUUGCUAACAGAAAUGAAUCUAGUUUUCCUGUCUUAAGACUGCAGAGAGACCUCAAGGGUCAUAUAGUCUGACCCCCUGCACAGAUGCAGGGUAUAGUGGUCUGUAACUAUCCCAGAUAAAAUACACAGUUAGCAAUGUUGUUAUUUCUGAAUAACCUUGCUGGGCAAAACCCAGUACUUACCCCAGCCUGAUCUCCUCCAAUCAUCUCCCAGUGCCUAGUCUACUGCUAGGUAGUUGUUUUGCUGGGCUAACAUAUCAGAGGAAGGGGAAAGAAAUAAUUUCUGUGCCACAUGAUGAAAUAAUCUCUUUUUAGCUACCCUACCCCAUUAAGAGUCAUUUUAAGUCAAGGGAAUUAAUACUGCCCUUCCAGGAGCAGCCUUGGUCUCAAUCAUGAAUUUGAUUUACUAUAGGUAGGGGGGUCUUUUUCAUUAUGCUGUGUUGAAUUUAUAUAAAAUGUUAAUCUGAGUCCAUUCUAGAGGAACAGAGAAAUCUUCCUCAGGUUUUAUUCUCCUUAAGAGUCAUAUGUAGACUACACUCCAGCCCUCCUUGCAAAUUCAGUUCAGGCUCUGCUCUUCCCAUCUCAAGUGUAUUUUCAGCCUGAGACAGAUAGAGGGUUAAAUGCAGUAGGGAGGAGGGAGUCACCUAUUUGGCUGAUGAUGUUGGGAGACUUGGCUGCCUUAGCUCCCAUUAACACAGCUUACAGGUCCAUGCCCUUCGUUAGCAAGCAAACAGUGACCUCAACACAGGUUUGGGAUCCAAAAAAGCUCAGGUGGACCUGGGAUGUAUUCUGAGCCUGGAGUGGAGAGACAGUAUCUUGCAACCAGCCCCUGCGGCCCACUGUUCCAGCCCCCUUUCCAUUAGUCACUGUAACCAAAUGCAACUCCUUUCUCCCUGUUAAGCAAAUGCUGAAGUUGGAUGUUGUCUGGCAGGACCAAGAGAGACACUCUGCCCCCAGCCUCGUCUUUAUUUAUUUAUUUCCAGAGGCUGUAAACAACAGUGCUUUUUUAUCCUCUUUCUUUUCCUUUCUUUUGUAUUUUGGAACAACGUGUUGUAAUAAAUACCCAAAUAGGUGUUUUACCA